AUGACGUCCGUUCUCGGUCAUUUGCAGAACUACACGGUUCCGCAGCACAUCGAGUCUAAUUGGAACGUGAAUCCGUUGGUUUUGUUCGACACUCCGCUCCAGAAGAAGACGACCGCCGACAACUUGCCAAUCGAGAGGAUGCUGCAGGACGAGGCCCGGAGGUGCAAGUGGCUCAUUUUGUGGCUCGACUGCGACCGAGAGGGCGAGAACAUAGCGUACGAGGUCAUCGACAUUUGCACGCACACAAAUCAGAAUUUGAGGAUUUUGCGCGCCCGCUUUUCGGCUCUUAUCCCCCGCGACAUUCACCGGGCGCUGAGGGAGCUCGCCUCCCCGGACCAGCGCAUUUCCGACGCGGUGGACGCCCGACAGGAGAUAGAUUUGAGGAUAGGCUUCGCCUUCACUCGGUUUCAGACGACGCGGUGGAGGAGCAAGUUUGCCGAGCUCUCGCAGGGUCCGGCGAUCAGCUACGGUCCGUGUCAGUUCCCGACGCUGGGGUUCGUCGUGGACCGGUACUGGAAGCACGUGCACUUCCAACCGGAGGAUUAUUGGACGAUUCGCGUCUUGAUCGAAAAGCAGGACCAAGUCGCGACUUUUCUCUGGUCUCGCGUACACUUGUUCGACCACAUGAGCUGCGUCAUUCUGUACCAGCUUAUGCUGGAGAACCCCGUCGCCACGAUCACCAAGGUGGAGGUGAAGCCGACGUCGAAGGCGCGGCCGUAUCCGCUCACGACGGUCCAGAUGCAGAAAAUGAUGGCCAAAAAAUUUAACAUGUCAGCUCGCCAAGCGAUGAACAUAGCGGAAAGCCUGUACCAGCACGGGUGGAUCUCGUAUCCCAGAACGGAGACGGACUCUUUCGCGCCCAACUUCGACCUCCGUUCCCUGGUUCAGGAGCAAGCGAGCAGCUCGAAAUGGGGAUCUUACGCCGCCGAUCUGAUCAAGAGCAAAUUUCGACUUCCUCGCUCCGGAAAACACAACGACCGCGCUCACCCGCCAAUUUACCCCACCAAAUUCACGGACGCGCUCAAGGACGACCACGCGCGCGUGUACGAGUUCGUGGUUCGACACUUCCUCGCCUGCUGCUCGGAAGACGCCGUAGGCGAGCAAGCGCACGUGGAGGCGCAAAUCGGCGACGAGACGUUCAAGUGCGACUCGCUGGUGAUCCUUCAAAAGAACUAUCUGGACGUGUACGAAAUGUACCAGGGCUGGAAGGAAGAAGUGAUCCCGCGCUUCAAGGUCGGGGAACAGCACCUGCCCAAGGAAGCCAAAAUUUUGAGCAAAAAGACGACUCCGCCUCCGCUGCUCAAGGAGGCCGAUCUGAUCCAGCUGAUGCACCAGCACGGAAUCGGGACGGACUCGACCAUCGCGGAGCACAUCCACACCAUCUUGCAGCGGAACUACGUGGUGAAAAAAAAGAACGAGCUGGUUCCCACAAAGCUGGGCGAGGCGCUGGUCGCCGGCUACAACUUCGUCGGGUACCGAAAGUUGAACCAGCCGCAGCUCCGCGCCCAAAUGGAGUCGGACAUGCAGCGCAUUUGCACGAACCAGGCUCAAAAAGCGGACGUUGUGAAAUUCAACAUUGACACUUACCGAGAAAUUUUCAUUCAACUUCAAAAUAAAGCGAGCAAAUUGGACCGCGCGCUGAGUCGCUACUUCAACCCCAUCGGGACCCUGUUCAAGAGCGAACAGCCCGGCUUCUCCAAGUGCGGGAAGUGCGGGCGACAGAUGUCCCUGCGCCUUCUCGACAACGACCGUCACUCCCUGCAUUGCGAACACUGCGACGAGAGCUUCGUGAUCCCGCUAGGAAAGGUGUACGCGUUCGAACACACGUGUCCCAUUUGCUCCUACCAAGUGGUGCGGGUGCUGACGCUGAAAGAAAAAAUGAUCCACGUCUGCCCAUAUUGCUACAACUACCCCCCGGCGCAGUUCUCCUCGAAGCCUCCAGACUCUUCUAUCCGCAUGCUGUGCCUCGCCUGUCCCGCGACCAACUGCGAGCUCAGUCGGAGGGCGCGCUCCUCGGACGCGUUCGUCCGCAGCUGUCCGGUCUGCGGCGCCAAAAUGGUCUUGCGCACCUCGAAGACCAACCAAAAAAAAUUUUUGGCGUGCACAAACUAUCCCGGUUGUACCAAGAUUCUGUGGCUCCCAGACGAAAACAUCGACGCCUGCGAGGUGCUGCAGGAGAAAUGCCCCGCGUGCAGCAGGAACGGGACCGACAGCUACCUGGUUCGGUUCCGAUACACCGCUCGCGAAGCGUUCGAGACCGGACGCGACUUCGAAACGGGGUGUCUUGGCAGCUGCCACCGACCCGGCGACAUCGUCAAGGAGUGGCUCCGAAAGCGCAACAAAAACUGGGAAAGUUGGGAAACGUCCGGCUCAGACGAAUUCAGUGUCUCCGCAAAUAAAGAGACAGCGCAGGUAGAGAUGAAGACCGUCGGAAGAGGAAACACGUCGCUGCCACAGCACAGGAACAAAUUGUACGCCGAGUCCUGUGGUUCUCUGAGUGUCGCUGAAAAUUCAACGAAAUUUCCAGAUUUUUGUUCUCGCAGCGCUUCUGACCUCGCGGUCGACCGCAAGCAGCAACACGUCGACCGGAGCAGCUCGCACAAGGUCGGCGUUCCUCGAAGGGCGUCCUUCUCGUCGCCCUUCAAGCCCACCGACGCGGACAAGCCAACGUCCUCGUCUGUUUUCGACGAGCCAGAGCCCGCAGAUGGACAGCACUACUGCAUGUGCGGACACCCGGCGCUGUGCAAGGUGGCGAAGACGCCGAAAAACCACGGGAGACAUUUCUACGCCUGCGAGGUCGACGCGUGCAACUUUUUUCUCUGGAAAGAAGGCGACCAAGAGUGGGACGCCAUGAAGAGGAGCGUGGCUACGGGCAGCACCCGCAGGAACCUCUCCGUCCAAAAGCACGGCAGGAGGGGUUCUGCCUCCAGGAAGACGGGCUCCGGCGGGACGGAGAGCCAAUACAAGAAAUCUGGCAGCAGAAGGUCGAAAAAAAUUUUGUGA
Schistocerca gregaria is the source of this 3003-nucleotide messenger RNA. RefSeq lists its product as uncharacterized. Gene Ontology annotation, molecular function: DNA binding; DNA topoisomerase type I (single strand cut, ATP-independent) activity; zinc ion binding. The transcript has a single exon. Bases 1 to 3003 code for a protein of 1000 amino acids. Gene Ontology annotation, biological process: DNA topological change. The record is from RefSeq and is a predicted model, not a curated record. Gene Ontology annotation, cellular component: chromosome; nucleus. Lineage: Eukaryota; Metazoa; Arthropoda; Insecta; Orthoptera; Acrididae.